Actinia tenebrosa (Australian red waratah sea anemone) is the source of this 592-nucleotide messenger RNA. RefSeq lists its product as uncharacterized. The record is from RefSeq and is a predicted model, not a curated record. Lineage: Eukaryota; Metazoa; Cnidaria; Anthozoa; Actiniaria; Actiniidae.
AAUGCAAGAUUUUCAAAAAAUUUCGAAGUCCCAUUUAAAAGUGAACUGCUGUAGACCAGAGGAUCUUCCUUCUAGCCUUCAGGAAAAAGAGGAAACAAACAAAGAGUCAAAAAGGAUGAUGGAAAUCGAAGAAGAAGAAGCAAAAAUGAAAUUAAAAUGGUCCAUAAUUCAAGAACGAGCCGUCAUGAGAGGAAUACAAACUAUUUUCAAGAAAUAUAAGACAAACAUGAAAAAAGGAGAGGAAAAAGAAUGGGACAAACUAAAAUCUCGAAUCAAAGCUGAACAAGGCCGAAAAAAGAAAGAAUUUCAAGAGAAUGUGAGAAGACAGACAACACAACAGCUUGAAUUACUGAAGUCUUUAGGGUAUCGUGUGGUGGAAACUGGUGAUGAAUACUGUUUUUUUGUGCCAACGUGUAGUGGCUGUCACAAGGCUAGCAGUCAGCUGUUGGUAUGUGAAGCAUGUAUGGUCACGUGGUAUUGUGAUGAAUGGUGUCAGCGGAAGGACUGGGAUGAGCGUCACUGUUAUCAAUGUAGAACAAAACGAAUGAAUAAGACUUCAUGUACAUUCCCUUUCAAAGUCUGCAAAAAUUAA